This is a messenger RNA of Colletotrichum graminicola M1.001, 804 nucleotides long. RefSeq lists its product as uncharacterized. NCBI's taxonomy places the organism in Eukaryota, Fungi, Ascomycota, Sordariomycetes, Glomerellales, Glomerellaceae. The record is from RefSeq and is a predicted model, not a curated record. The coding region runs from base 1 to 804 and encodes 267 amino acids. The transcript has a single exon.
AUGGCAAAGGUAAGAUCAUCCCUCGUUUCUGUCAUGAUCGCCCUCGCCCACGUCAGCUUCGUGACCCCCUUCUGCGUCCCCCCGUUCCCAAACAACACCAACAGCACAAACACAACCAUUCGGACCUCCCAAUCCCCCGCCCCCUUUCCCACUACGGCUCUUGGUCGGCCACCGGCCCCGUACAAUGUGUCAGGAAGACUUUCCGCCCCCCCGGCCCUAGCCUCUCUCACCUCCGCCCACGAACUCGAGUCCGAGGGCCCCUCCUUCUACCGCGGCAGCCAGAGCUGGCGCAAUCAGAUUUGCGGCGUGUCAUCCUUCGCCGGCUUCACUCGCGCCACGUCGGCCCUGACUGCGGACUGCCUUGCCCUCGCCGACGACCCCGCCGAGGCAGGCCACCUGUGGUACGCAAAGGGCUUCGCCGACAAUACGACGGUCCUCGAGGUACGCAACCACGGCACGUGCAGCUUCGGCAUCCGCCCGCCAUACGCGGACGACAUGUACGGGAUCGUCUCUGGGUGGUACAUCGGCGGCAUGGAUGUCGCCGAGGUCGUCCGCACCGCCGUCCGGGACUACGACGCCGGCGGGCUGGUGGGCGCGACCGGCGUGAUGCACUGCAAAAUCAGCAGCGCGGCCAACGUCGACGUGCAGUGGGCCAUCUUUGGGCCCGGCGAGCAGGCCGAGGCCGGGUGGUGGACGGCGCCGCCCGUCCCCUCGUCGGCUGGGACCAAGGCGCCUGUUGGCACGGCUGUGUUUUCGGCCGUUGCCGCCUUUUGGCUGCCCGUUCUCUGGUAUGUUGUGAGUUGA